AUGGCGCCCUCCUUCGUGACCCUCGACACGACCCCCGACUUCGACUUCACCCCCUCCACCACAACCACAACCACGAUGCAGCCCGCAAGCCGCACCCUCCUCCUCGCGCCCCCCUCCAUUGCAUCCCACCCGCACAAGCUCCAAACCCUCCUCGCCUCCCACGACCGCGCCACAACAGACCUCCAGAUGCUCGACCGUCUCUCUGCCCGCCUCGUCGCCUUGCCCCCCUCCGCCUACGACACCGUCCUCAUCCUCACAGACGCAGACGGCUCCCGCGUCGAAUCAACCGCCCUCCUCGCCGCCGACCGCGGCGCAGUCCUCUCCGCCGUCGCAGACGCCCUCAAGCCGGGAGCCCACGUCAAAGCCCAGGACGGCGGCAACCUCGCCAACGACCCCACCGUCGCGCGCGAGGCUGUCCUCGCCGGCCUGGUUUCCGCUGCUGUCGGUGGCGGUUUCACGAAGCCGGAUUACGGCGAAGAUCAGGUCGUCUCAUUGAGCUUUGGGAAGAAGAAAAAGAAUAAUGCUGCUGCUGCUCCUGCACCGGUUUCAAAUGGUGGUGCCGUUUCCUUGAGCAACGGAGCCAUCUCGCUCAACAGCAAGCCGUCCACCGCACCUCCCGUCUCCGCGCCCCCCGCCGGCGUGGGCUUUGUCGACUUCAGCGAUGACCUCGACAUGGAUGAUGGCGACGACGACGAUCUCAUCGACGAGGAUACCCUCCUCACAGACGCAGACCUUUCCCGCCCCAUCAACAUCCCCCCCGAAUGCGCCCCCAAAGCAGGCAAACGCCGCCGCGCCUGCAAAGACUGCACCUGCGGCCUAGCAGAGCGUCUCGCAGCCGAAGACGACGCCGCCCGCGCCUCCGCCGACAAAGCCCUCGCCGCUGUGAAGCUCGGCGCAGACGACCUCGCAGAGGUCGACUUCACCGUUCAGGGCAAAGUCGGCUCCUGCGGAAACUGCGCCCUCGGCGACGCCUUCCGCUGCGACGGGUGCCCGUACAUUGGUCUCCCGCCCUUCAAGCCCGGCGAGGAGGUGCGGAUUCUCAACAAUGAUAUCCAAUUGUAA
Colletotrichum orchidophilum is the source of this 1062-nucleotide messenger RNA. Its product is annotated as anamorsin family protein. Gene Ontology annotation, cellular component: cytoplasm. The transcript has 2 exons. Gene Ontology annotation, biological process: iron-sulfur cluster assembly. NCBI's taxonomy places the organism in Eukaryota, Fungi, Ascomycota, Sordariomycetes, Glomerellales, Glomerellaceae. The record is from RefSeq and is a predicted model, not a curated record. The coding region runs from base 1 to 1062 and encodes 353 amino acids. Gene Ontology annotation, molecular function: iron-sulfur cluster binding.